Molecule: messenger RNA, 3508 nt
Organism: Bombyx mori (domestic silkworm)
Lineage: Eukaryota; Metazoa; Arthropoda; Insecta; Lepidoptera; Bombycidae
Exons: 3
Coding region: 1505-3493 (662 amino acids)
Molecular function (GO): zinc ion binding
Source: RefSeq, a predicted model, not a curated record
UAUCGGGUAUGGCUUUGUGCUUUCCGCCAGCACAUUGUUCCCCGGAGCCACCUUAGCAGUACGCUAUUUUUGCUCUAGCUAUUUUGUCCCAUUUUGCCAUUACGGGGCACUCCUUGCUAAAGGCGUUGUGUGCUGUGGUUGUCAUAUUUGCCUUUCGGCAGUUACAGCAGGUAGGAUCUAUGCCUGUUAGUCUGUCCGGACAAUCGGCCAUCAUAUGUGGUCCGCCGCAAUGGCUGCAGCUUGGUAAAGCUUCCUUACAGAACUUUUUGCUAUGUCCGAACCCCAGACAGAGGGUACACUGCACCAGUGGCGUUUGGUCCGCCACUCUAACUGGUUGUAUGUCAAUUUGCAUCGACCCCAUGCUGAGGGCUCGGUUCCAGAAGGUUGGGGACACCUUUAGCACUACGUGGUGGGUGUGAGGGUUACGGGCACUCUUUUUAUAUUUUACCUCUAUCCUGUCAUCCUCUUUGUUGAGGCUACGGAAGAGGUCUUUAUUUUUGUUUCUUAAAGCUUUUUGGAGGUCCUCGUUGGAAUGCAUCUUUAAUACAUUAUAAAGUAUCAAUAAGGGAUCCUUAUUAUUUUUUUCUUCAACGACGAGUUCCCCUUCUGACUUUUUUAAUCUUUGUGUUGCCUUUGUUCUCUCUUCUUCUGUUCUAUAACUCAUUAUAACUUUUCUGUCUUUAAUCUUUCUCACUCUUUCAACUCUCACCCACCCUUCAUCCUCACUAGCUUUUUUUCGGAGUUUCGUGGGAAUACCAUCACCUGUUUCAUUUUCAUCUUUAGAUGAGACCAUUAUUGAGUGUAAUGUGGUGCUUUUUGGGGAUUGUCUCCCCGGCUGUGAUACCACCAUAUCCGCAUAAGUUGCUUUCUGAUUCUGGAAUAUGUGUUUCAGCUCUUCCAUCUUUUCGGAGUUUUCUCUUAGGAGACUGCAAUUUUCUUCCAGCUUUUUCUUUAACUCAUUUAAGGUCUCAUCCUGACCUUUAUCCUUUUCCCUAGUCUCUGUCUCCUUCUCUUUAUGCGUUACCUUCUCCUCUACUUUCUGCCCUCUUGUAACUUUUCCUUCCGCCUCUUUUACAAGCUCAUAGAGCCUUUUUAUGGCUUGUAAAACUGCCGUUUUUAUGUCUGUCUUCAAAUUUCUCGAAUUUUAAAGACUCAAUUUGGCCUUACUAAGACAGGCUCUAGCUGCCGCAGUCUUGCUUGGGAAGCCUUGUAUUUUUGGUUUUUGGGGGGCUUCAGAUGACUUUUUUGUGGGAGAUGUUGGGGUUUUCAAUUUUAUGGCUUGGUCGGCCUUGGCCGAUUCCCAUUCUCCCACACUUCGCUUUACGCUUCUUGUAGUAUUUAGGUCAUCUUUAUUGGAUGAUCCAGCAUGUUCUGCGUUUUUUGGAGGAGAGUUUGGAUUUUUGGACACUGGAGUUCUGAUAUUUGCAAACAUAGUUAAAUUUAUUUUUAUUUUCCUUGCAGUGAGGACGCAUCAAUAUGACGUAAAUAUGAUUACAUAAACAGGAUGUCACAAAAGAUUUCGUCAGACUACGAGUUCUGGACUCGUCGAGUGUCGAUUGCUUUUGAUGGAACACUAUCAAUAUGCAACCCUUGCUGGCUGAGAUUUUAUCGCGCAGUGCAAGUCCGGCCAGUAGACGAUCCAUUACCUCAGCAAGUUCAAGAACCAUUACCCCAGCAAGUACAAGAAGAGGAAGUCCAAGAAAUAGUAGUUGACGUUCAACAACAACAAGACAUAGGUCUUAUGACUAUUCCUGGAUAUUUGCGUGUAUCUAAUACUGCUCGACGCUGUGUUUUUCAAAACUGCAGAAACGUACCAGCAAAUGCUGUGCCAAAAUAUGUCAGGUUACAUUUUUUUCGUAUUAAUAAGCUAUUCAUACCAAAACUUGCUCGAGUUUGCCAACCCCAUAUGAUAAACAAUGAAUGGGAAGAUCUACUUAAUGAGCAAAUACCUCUUCAUGAAAACUUUAAUAGUGCUCAUGUUCUCGAUAUUAUCGAGCUGUAUGAAUGGAGAUUGGAACGAGGAACUCAGUUGGACUUCGAAAAUGUUGAGGAGAUAGAUGACAAUGAACUACAUUUUUAUACGGGUAUGGAUAAAAUUCAAUUCAAUAAUAUUUUGAAUCAAACAUCUUCUCUACGUGAUAGAACCAACAGUUCUGCUACUGUUUUGGGACUGUAUUUAGUUAAAAUAAGAACAGGUGAACCAGACGAGCGUAUAGCUUCUAUGUUUAAUAUGUCGAGAAGAACAUUGGAACGAAAACUAAAAAUAGCUCGAGAAUGUUUAUCUGAAGAGUUUGUUCCCCGCCAUCUGGGUUUGGAUCACAUGACGAGAGAAGAUGUAGUAGCUCGCAACUUAACCAUCCCGAGUCAUAUUUUUGGAGGUAACCAGAAUGAACCUGCGGCCAUUCUUGUGUGUGAUGGAACAUACAUAUACGUGCAAAAAAGCUCCAACUUCCUUUUUCAGAGAAGAACGUAUAGCCUGCACAAAUUCCGCAACUUAAUAAAACCCUUUUUAAUUGUAUGCACAGACGGCUAUAUUGUAGACGUAUUAGGCCCGUAUCCAGCUAUUACUACGGAUGCCGAAAUAAUGCGUCACAUGAUGGAGGAGGAAGUUUGGUAUUGGUUUCUGAACGCCAACGAUAUUUUCAUAUUGGACCGCGGCUUUAGAGACUCUAUCCCUGCCAUCGAAGAGCAUGGAUAUGAUGCACAUAUGCCGCCAACAAGGACGAGAGGAGAGCAGUUGAGCACAGUAGAUGCAAAUAAAUCACGUCUAAUCACUAUGUGUCGUUGGGUGGUAGAGACUAUUAAUGGUCGCUUUAAAAAAGACUUCAAAAUAUUCCGCCAUGUUUAUUUUAAUGUAGCGCUUACAAAUAUGAUGACUGAUUUUAAAAUAACUGCAGCACUUAUCAAUGCCACUUAUCAGCCAUAUAGAGAUAACGCUCAUGCCGCAGAGUUUAUAAAUAUAAUAAAUGAGAAUAUAAAUAGAGAAAAUGAAUUGGCUGAUUACGUGAUUCGAAACAACUUAAACAGGCAAAGAGUUGCAUUCACGCCGAUAGAGGCAAACAAUCCCGAAUUAAGAGAUUUUCCACAAUUAACUUACGACGAGCUAUUUUUAUUUACCUUGGGAAUAUACCAUUUGAAAUUGGCCAAAUCUUAUUGCCAUGAACACAUGCGGCCAAACGGAGUGUAUAUAAUGGAAUUAUACCAUCGCAGAGAGUUGGUAGAAAAUAAAAUAUUAAUACGAGGCAGAAUACAGUCUCGUCACAUAAGAGCAAAACGCUAUUAUACAUAUAUACUAAUAAAUCCGGCAUUGCAAGGAAGACAAAGCCUCGAAGGGUAUUACUGUUCCUGUAUACACGGCCGCCGCACUGUAGGGAGUUGCGCGCACAUCGCCAGUGUGGUAUACUUUUUAUCUUGGGCUAUAUAUCAAGAAGAAUUCCACGCACCUGCGGCGUUUUUAGACGAAACUCUUGUAGAUUUGGAUGCGGCAGAAUAAAAGUAAAGAGAAAAA